This is a messenger RNA of Magallana angulata, 2861 nucleotides long. RefSeq lists its product as uncharacterized. The record is from RefSeq and is a predicted model, not a curated record. NCBI's taxonomy places the organism in Eukaryota, Metazoa, Mollusca, Bivalvia, Ostreida, Ostreidae. The coding region runs from base 243 to 2474 and encodes 743 amino acids. The transcript has 12 exons.
UAUGAGCUGUAUUUUUGCCACCAAUAAAAAAUGUUCUUAUAUGAUCACAAUCGCCUUUUUCUUGAAGGGAAAAGGGAAAUUUUAAUGUAUAAAUAUUUUUUUGUGACCGUCGGAAUUGUAAGUAUGUCCCGAAAAAACAUUUUCGGAAUUUUUGUCGUCCUGUACAAAAAUUGUAUAUAGCUCCGCCCCAUUUAUCAUGACCUGGCGCAUGACCUCAGAAAAUCUGAAGUUCUCCGCGCACAAUGGAGGGCGGUGAGAAAAAAAGUAGAGGUAGGAGGGCGAUUUUAAGCGAAUCGGAAAAGAAAAGACGAAGGAAAGAUGUUUUAUCCAACAUAAAUAAAACAAGAAUAUAUAUCGGCUGUGAAAUCGAUCGUUGGAAUAAACUUCGGGAGACGCUAGAGGGAAAAACACACAUGGAAACAGCACGAUUUCUUCUGGACCAUUAUGAAUCUACGAAGCCUGUCCGUCCAAUUGAUCCAAGUGUAUCGCCAUGUUUUAACACCGUUGGCGGUAAUGUUACACCUUUCCGACCUGGACCAAUCCAACCAUCAAAAUUCGACCCUAAACUAACAUCAACUCCUGGAACUGAUCCCUUGCACACCCUAACAGAUGCAGUGAACAAUGAGUCUUUUGGCUGCAUGUCAGGAGUUGAAGAGAUGGGAGCAUCAGACUCAGAACUUGAACAUACUUUAGACAUCAAUUCGAAGGAGUGUACAUCAAAGAAAAUCAGUCUUGGAAGUAGUUUUGUGGACCCCUUUUCAAUCACCAUUGACAUGUCUGAACCUGAUGUUCAAGAAGAAGAUUCAUCAGACGAAGACUAUGAACCAAGCAUCACAAUCAAUUUAAAGGAUGAGCUCGAGGAUGUCAGUUCAGACAAGGAUGAAUCCUCAGACAGUGAGGAGGAGUCUGAUGAAGAAUUCAAUCCAGAGUUGUUUAAUGUAGGACAAGGCAUAAACCAUAUAACUUCAGCAAAUGAUGUCAAUGAUGCCAUACAGAAUGUUUUUAUGGUUUUUGAAGACCAGCUAUUAUCCCUGGCAAACACUGUGGUGCCCAUGACUUGUACCUCAGAGGGUUGUUUAUCCAGAGUUGAGCUGUCUACAGAGUGUGUGGGUUCAGCUGUUUACAUUCAUUGGAAAUGUAUGAAUGGUCACAAAAUUCAUUCAUGGUGCUCACAGCCUCUACUGAACAAACGUCUCCAUGCAGGAGAUCUCCUCUCAGCAGCCAGCAUAUUACUGUCAGGCAAUAAUUAUCAGAAAAUUGCACAUUUUGCGAAAUUUUUGCGACUGCCAUUUCUAUGUGCCACUACAUUUAGCAAGAUACAAAAGACCUAUUUAAUCCCAGCUGUGGAUGAGUAUUGGUGUAAUCAUCAGGAGAAUAUACUUGCAAACUUUCGAGGAAGGGAUAUUGCCAUUCUUGGAGACGGACGGAUGGAUAGUCCUGGCCAUAAUGCCCAAUAUUGCACAUACACGUUCAUGGAAAACAGCACAAAACAGAUUCUUUGUGUGAUUACAAUGGACAAAAGGAUGACUGAUCGCAAAAGUACUAAUCUGGAAAAGGCAUGUUUUGUUAAAGGACUACAGUUUCUUCUUCAAAAUGACAUACAGGUGAUAGAGGUUAUCACUGAUGAGCAUUUGCAGAUAUCUGCCCUUAUGAAGAAAGAAUAUCCUCAAAUAAAGCAUUCAUAUGAUGUAUGGCACGGUACGAAGAAUUUGACAAAGAAGUUGGUGGCUGCAGGACAGGAAAGAGGGAACAGACUCCUACUGCCUUGGAUUAAAGACAUUGUCAACCAUUUUUGGUACUCUUCAAAGAAAGCUGAAACAUACGAGGAAUUUAUUGGAAUUUGGUUUGGCAUUCUUCAUCACAUUGUUGACGAACAUCAGUGGGUGUUACCCUAUUCAACUAGUGGUGUAAAUGGCUGUGAGCAUGAUGAUUUGGAGGAACACGAGUAUAGAGAGUCUAAGGAAUACAUUCAGAAGGGUAGUCUUACCCACGAAACAUUGAGGAGCAUUAUCAUGGACAAGAGAUUACUCAACAAGAUUCCUUAUUUUUUAAAUUUUCGAAGCACAGCGGAACUGGAAACAUUUCAAAGUUUAAUCCUUAUGUACACCUCUAAGAGAGAGUCACACAAACCGCCAGCAUAUAGGGUUAGGAACAGACUGGCAGCUUUGGAUUACAACAUUCACAUUGACAGACCAGUCUUGCUGAACAAAAAUGGAGAAAUUAGAAGGCAGAGGAUUUAUAGCAAAAGGACUUCAGUGUGGUACUAUUACCCUGUGAAAGAAGGAAAGGGAUACCCCCAUAUACCCCAGCUUAUGGUGGAAAUUGUGAGGAAAAGAUUGUUGGAUCAUAUUGGGAUGAACAGGGUUGUACCCCUCGAGCCUGAUGAUCCCCGAUGGCUGUCAAGUACAUUAGCACCUAUUCCACCACCACCAACUGAAAAAAUUGCCACAGAGCUGAAGUCAAGAUUUCAGUAACAGAUCUGUGCAUUAAAAUUGGAAACACUGAUGAUCGAUUUGCAGAAUAAAUUAACUUCUGUGUAGUUUAAAAUUCAGUGAAGUACAUUCCUUUUUCAAAUUGAAAUGCAGCUGGAUUUUUUUUUUCAUUUGUGACACAGUACAAUAUGUAAGUGCAAUAUCAUAUUUCCUGUAUUUAAUUUGCUAAAUAUAAAUGUGUGUCUGUGUGUAUACCUAAGUUUUUUAAAUAUAUGAUAAUAGUUGGAUAUAGAUAAUGCAUUGCUUGUAGUCUUUUAUGAUUUUGGAGUAAUGGAACAUUCAUUCAUCAAAUCUUCUAAUGACAAACUGAUAUACUGGUAUGCAAAGUUUGUGUGGUGUACAUGUAUUUGUGUAUUCUUAUAAUAAUGA